AUGGACGACGCGGCAGAGGGGCGAUGGGCAAGUUUACCUGUUAAACUUCAUGAAAACAUUUUGCAAACCCUCGACGAAUGCAACUACGUGUACAUGACACCGGUGCAGUCUGCGUGUAUUCCGCUUUUCAUGAGCAACAAAGACGUGGCUGCCGAGGCGGUGACUGGAAGCGGAAAAACACUUGCCUUUGUAAUUCCCAUAAUAGAGAUUCUUCUGAAAAGAGAAGAAAAGCUCAAGAAAAUGCAGGUUGGUGCUCUGGUGAUAACGCCUACCAGAGAGCUGGCACUUCAGAUCAGUGAAGUGAUGGAGCAGUUCAUUCAUAAGUUUUCUCAGUUUAGCCAAAUUCUACUCAUCGGUGGAAGUAACCCUCUAGAGGACGUGGAGAAAUUUAAGAAACAUGGGGCGAAUAUCAUGAUCGCAACACCGGGCCGCCUGGAGGACAUGUUCAGGAGGAAGGCAGAUGGUCUCGACUUGGCAAACUUAGUCAAGAGUCUGGAUGUGCUGGUUCUGGAUGAGGCAGACAGACUACUGGACAUGGGUUUUGAGGCCAGUCUGAACGCCAUUCUGAGCUUCCUGCCCAAGCAGAGGCGCACGGGCCUGUUCUCGGCCACUCAGACCCGGGAGCUGGAGAAGCUGGUCAGGGCGGGCCUGAGGAACCCUGUGCGCAUCACCGUCAAAGAGAAAGGCGUGGCCGCUUCUGUUGUCCAGAAAACUCCUGCCAGGCUGUGCAACUACUACAAUAUUUGUAGGACAGAGGACAAGUUCAACAAUCUCGUGGCGUUUCUUAGACAACACAAGCACGAGAAGCAGCUGGUGUUUUUCAGCACGUGUGCCUGUGUGGACUACUUUGGCCGGGCUCUGGAGACCCUUGUGAAGAACGUCACGAUCCACUGUAUCCACGGCAAGAUGAAAAACAAGCGGAACAAGAUUUUUGCCGAUUUUCGGGCUGUGAAAAGUGGGAUUCUGGUGUGCACCGAUGUCAUGGCCAGGGGCAUUGAUAUCCCUGACGUAAACUGGGUACUGCAGUAUGACCCGCCCAGCAGUGCAAGUGCCUUCGUACAUCGAUGUGGCCGCACAGCACGGAUUGGUAAUCAAGGCAACGCCCUUGUUUUUCUACUGCCAAUGGAGGAGUCCUAUGUCAACUUCUUGUCCAUCAACCAGAAGUGCCCACUCAAGCAGAUGCCCCCUAUACAUGAUGUUGUGGACGUCCUGCCCAAAGUGAAAGCCAUGGCUCUGGCAGACCGUGCCAUGUUUGAAAAGGGAAUGAGGGCCUUUGUCUCUCACGUGCAGGCCUACGCCAAACACGAAUGUAGUCUCAUCUUCAGGGUCAAAGAUUUAGACUUCGCCUCUCUGGCCUGUGGCUUUGCCCUCCUUCGGAUGCCUAAGAUGCCUGAAAUCAGGGGCAAAACGUUCCCCGAGUUCGCUAGGACGACGGUGGACACAGACACUAUCCGCUACAAGGACAAGAACAGAGAGCGACAGAGGCAGAAGAAGCUGGCCGAGCUGAGAGAGAAAGGCAGGACACAGCCACCCAGAAAGAACUUCGCCAAGAACAAAGCCUGGUCCAAACAGAAGAGCAAGAAGGAGCGCCGGAAAAAGCUGGCUGCAAAGAGGAAGCGGGAUGAGGACUCGGGUGUGUAUGAGGAAGACAUGACCGAGCUGUUAAACGACACCCGUCUGCUGAAGAAACUGAAGAAAGGACAGAUCAGUGAGGACGACUUUGACAAACAAAUAAGUGAACAAAAACCAAAACAGAAAGCAGCAUCACAUACGAGCACCAUCUCCGAAGACAAAGAUGUGUGAACGGCUGACCAUUCUGUCCGGCGUCCUCGCCAGGUCGGCCGCCUUCUGCUUGUCAUAUAGCUGGACACACAACAAAACAGUGUCUUUGAUUGACUUUUGCUGCAGGUAUUAAAGGGACCCACACUCUC
Lampris incognitus (smalleye Pacific opah) is the source of this 1931-nucleotide messenger RNA. It is a transcript of the gene ddx55, whose product is annotated as DEAD (Asp-Glu-Ala-Asp) box polypeptide 55. The transcript is spliced from 14 exons. Gene Ontology annotation, cellular component: nucleolus. NCBI's taxonomy places the organism in Eukaryota, Metazoa, Chordata, Actinopteri, Lampriformes, Lampridae. Bases 1 to 1803 code for a protein of 600 amino acids. Gene Ontology annotation, molecular function: nucleic acid binding; ATP binding. The record is from RefSeq and is a predicted model, not a curated record.